CGUGCAUCGAAAAAAAACAUUAAAUAGGCCAAAGAUGGAGUCGGUAGUGGCUUGAAAGUAAUUAAUUAAUUUUGAGGUGGUGAAUGGAGUUUGGGGCAAGAAGUGUUGUCGGACUUUUGUUGAUGUGGUGGUGCAUUUUGUGGUUGGGGGAAGGAGUUGAUGUGCCACCGUGUGAUUUCCGGGCAAUAUACAACUUCGGCGAUUCCAACUCCGACACCGGAGGAAUAGCAGCCGCCUUUUUCCCGAUGAUAUAUCCCAGCGGCCAGACUUUUUUUCACAGAGCUGCCGGCAGGGCCGGCGACGGACGUCUUAUCGUAGACUUUAUUGCUGAACAUUUGGGAAUGCCACACUUGAGUGCAUACUUGGAUUCCGUCGGAACAACUUUCCGGCAUGGGGCAAAUUUCGCGACCGGCGGUGCAACCAUUAGAAGACAUGAUGAGUCAUGGUUCCGGAAUGGUGUCAGUCCAUUCCCUAUGGAUAUUCAAGUGGAACAUUUCAAGCAGUUCAUAAAUAGAUCUUCCUACUUCUAUAACCAAGAAAAAAGUGAAAGAGAUAGGCUGCCGGUGCCGGGCGAUUUCUCAAAAGCACUUUACACUGUGGAUAUUGGCCAAAACGAUAUAGCCGCUGGGUUGAGAGUGGGUUUGGAGCAACUCCGGAACACCACACCCGACAUUGUAAACCACCUAGCUGCCAAUGUUGUUGAUUUGUAUAAUAAAGGGGGGCGGAGUUUUUGGAUACACAACACGGGACCAAUAGGAUGUUUACCUGUAUACGCGGUGAAGGCCAACAGGGAAGAGUUGGAUGAGAAGGGUUGUGUGAGCAGCCAUAAUGAAGCAGCCAUGGAAUUCAACAGGCAACUAAAAGACAGGGUUGUUCAGUUAAGAACAGAGCUCUCAGGAGCUGCACUCACCUACAUAGACAUGUUCCAAGCCAAGUACAAGUUGAUUGGGAGUGCAAAGGAUCAAGGAUUUGAAGACCCAUCCAAGAUCUGUUGUGGAUACCAUGAUAAGAGAUAUGAUGUUUGGUGUGGGCACAACGGGAUAACAAAUGGGACAACGGAGGUGUAUGCAGGAUCAUGUGAGGAGCCGUCUACCGUAAUAAGUUGGGAUGGCGUACAUUAUACUGAAGCUGCUAACAAAUGGGUUGCUCUCCAUAUUGUGAACGGGACAUGGUCAGACCCUCCAAUCUCCAUCACAAGAGCUUGUCAGACCCAAUUAUAACUCUUAAGAAGACUCUGUAC
This is a messenger RNA of Cuscuta europaea, 1240 nucleotides long. NCBI's taxonomy places the organism in Eukaryota, Viridiplantae, Streptophyta, Magnoliopsida, Solanales, Convolvulaceae. The record is from the annotation of a GenBank genome assembly.